Girardinichthys multiradiatus is the source of this 1882-nucleotide messenger RNA. RefSeq lists its product as uncharacterized. Lineage: Eukaryota; Metazoa; Chordata; Actinopteri; Cyprinodontiformes; Goodeidae. Gene Ontology annotation, molecular function: NAD+ binding. The transcript has 9 exons. Bases 349 to 1491 code for a protein of 380 amino acids. The record is from RefSeq and is a predicted model, not a curated record.
ACGGAGUGAUACGUCGUUUUUGUAAAACUUCAUCCAGAUUUUCUGCGUGUGGCUGAGAGGAAGAGACACUAAUUAUAUAGAAAUAAACCCGGUUUUGUGGUUCUGUUGGCAGGUUGUGGUUCUGCUGCAGGUAACGGAGCACCUCAGGAGCCGCUCAGCGAGUUUCUGUUCGGUUGUUACAACAUUCAGACUGAAGCCCAGUCUGCCUGCAUCUGUCGUCGUGCAGUCUUGGAGACAGGCAGAAAGUACCUCUGGGUCGGUUCUUACUUGUUUAGCUGUGUAUCUUUCCUGGAUAAAACAGAUUGAGAUCUUAUUGCAACAGAAUUCAAUUGGGCCAUAUUGGAUUUCAUGAAAGUGGGUGUUGGAAUGAACAGGUCCAGGCCCAGCAGGGAUAAAAAGGUGUCCCAGGCUUCAAUCACCAGGAUAACUCGCAGCACCAGCUCCCGGGCUAGGCAUCCCAUCCCUGCAGAUCCUCAGGACUCGGGGCAGGGCCCAUAUGGAAAGCAACGAAGGAAGCAAACUGACUCGGCUCUCGCUCAGGACCUCAGCCUGAUGAUUGUGAGCGGACAGGACACUGCAAGUAAAGGAAAGAUGUCCCAAGCUGGCAGAAAUCCAGUGCAGGCCUGUCAGUCCACAUCUGAUCAGAUUUUCCCAUAUUCAUUCCCUGCAAAGUCCUCCCCCCGGGGCGGUCUUGCCUCGGCGGCCCGGCUUGUGAAACUCGGACGCUGUAAAAACGUGCUGGUGGUGGCAGGAGCAGGAAUCAGCACGCCCAGCGGCAUCCCAGACUUCCGGACUCCAGGAACAGGGCUCUAUGCCAACAUGGAGAAGUAUAACAUCCCUUACCCUGAGGCCAUUUUCAACAUCGACUACUUCUCCAACGACCCCCAGCCUUUCUUCUCCUUGGCCAAGUCUCUGUAUCCGGGCUCUCACCGUCCCAACUACAUACACUACUUCAUCCGCAUGCUCCACCACAAAGGUCUGCUGCUCCGACUGUACACCCAGAACAUCGAUGGGCUGGAGAAAUUGUGCGGUAUCCCUGAUGACAAGCUCGUGGAGGCCCACGGUAGCUUUGCCACAGCUUCCUGCCACCUGUGCUACACUCCAUAUCCUGCUGAAGAGGCUAAAGUUGCUAUAAUGAAUGACAACAUUCCCACCUGCUCAUUCUGUGCCGCUACUGUCAAACCUGAUGUUGUGUUCUUUGGAGAAGACCUCCCGCAGAAAUAUUUCCUCCACACAGAAGACUUCCCCAAAGCAGACCUACUCAUCAUUAUGGGGACCUCUUUAAAGAUCGAGCCUUUUGCUAGUCUGGUAAAUACGGUGCGCUCCAAUGUGCCACGUCUCCUCCUGAACCGGCAUGCUGUGGGCCCCUUUGAGAGGGUCCCACUGCGGAGAGGAGACUACAUGGAGCUGGGUGAUCUGGCAGACUCGGUCAGGAGGUUUGCAGAAGUUCUUGGCUGGAGCGGUGAAAUCAAAGAACUGAUGAGGAGUUGAGAAAAGUUGAGCGUCCCUGCGGCGGUAACCGGCACUUCGCCCCAGAACGGACCAUCAUCAGAGACUGAAGACAUGUCAGGAACAUCCAGGUCAAGACCAGGAGCUCAAGGAAGUUGCAGCGAGGACAGCGACUCUGAGACGGACAGCAAAAGCUCUGCCUCAUCAAGAGCAAGCAAAUAACACUUCAGUUUAUAAUACUUCAAAGUUCCAGGAUUAUUUAAUUCCUCCUCAGCCCAACUGUUCUGUAAAUAUGCAGCUUGUUUGACUUCCCAGCUGUCAUAAAGUCAACGUGGUGUUUAUUUUGUUUAUAUGUAAAUAUAAAAUGUUUAAUCUAGUUUCCAUCUAGAACACUAGUGUUUAUGUCUGAGGCUAAUAAAGUUGUUUAAUUCAA